Messenger RNA from Menidia menidia (Atlantic silverside), 4871 nucleotides. NCBI's taxonomy places the organism in Eukaryota, Metazoa, Chordata, Actinopteri, Atheriniformes, Atherinopsidae. The record is from the annotation of a GenBank genome assembly.
AUGGCUGAGGGCUCCUCAGAACCGCCUGACAUUAAUCAAGAUGGGACCUCACAUCAAAAGCCACAUCAACGCAAGUCUAAAAGAGGUCGGCCCAGACACAGUAAUGACAGAAACCUGGAUAGUAACAGCUACGACCCGUCCCCACAGUAUGGACCCUCCUACCCGGGCUUUAAACAGCCCUACGGCUACAAUAAUGUAAAUUAUGCUGAGCCGCAUCCUCCCUACCAAGGAGAGGAUGCGUCCAGGAGGAGAGGCAGAGGAAGGGGAAGGAGAGAAGAAGGCAGGGGAGGUUUAAAUGGACAUUUUGGUUACCCGGGCCCCAUGUGGCUAAAGCCUGCCGGGGAUUUUGGGCAGUACGGUCCAGGUAGCCGGUAUGCGGGUGGCUACCAGUCCGAUGGACCCAGCUGGCGGAGAGAGAGCGCAAACAGGGAUUCGGAUCAAACCAACAGACGGCAGCAGGAUGCUCAGGCUAGAAAAAGCAGGAACCUCGACCAGGAACGGGGGAACAGAGGCAACAACACGGCGGCGGUAGGUCAGAGGUCACACGGCGUCAAAGGAGAAGACCCUGCUUCAGAAACCUCCGAUAAAAGUCGACAACAUUACGACAAUCAGAGGAAACGCCAAGGACCAAUCAAACCACCAAAGCCGCCCCAUCCGGAGGAGUCGGGCUCAGAGAGGGGGGCCGACCCCCGCCGGACCCCUCAGGAACCGCCCGGUAAAGCUGGGAAAGGAUUGGGGCGAAACAGCCCCCAUCAGGUCAGGGGGGGGAGGAGAAUGAACCCCCAAAGCCACAAACCCAGCCAGAGGAGCUUGGACCAGAUGCCCAAGAGCAAAGAGACUCAGACGGGAUGCCUGAUUGAACAGCUGUCUGAGGAGAAAUACGAGUGCAUGGUGUGCUGCGACGUGAUCCGGGCCAUGGCCCCGGUGUGGAGCUGCCAGAGCUGCUUCCACGUCUUCCACCUCAACUGCAUCAAGAAAUGGGCGCGCUCCCCGGCCUCGCAGGCAGAUGACUCUGCUGAGGGCUGGCGCUGCCCGGCGUGCCAGAACGUGGCGGCGAAACACCCCGCCACCUACCUCUGCUUCUGUGGUAAAGUGACCAACCCCGAGUGGCAGCGCACGGAGAUCCCCCACAGCUGUGGGGACAUGUGUGGGAAGAAGAGGGGAGGAGCCGACUGCAACCACCCCUGCAACAUCUUGUGCCACCCGGGUCCGUGCCCUCCGUGUCCGGCCUUUGUGACGAAGUCCUGCGUCUGCGGGAGGACGAGUCAGCCGAUGCGCUGCGGCCAGGCGGCGGCGCUCCAGUGCGGCGCCGUGUGCGACGCCGCGCUCAACUGCGGCCAACACCGCUGCACAAAGGUGUGCCACGGCGGGGUGUGCCAGCCCUGCCAGCUGCAGGUCCAGCAGGUUUGCUACUGCGGUGCGACCACUCGCACGGUCCCGUGCGGCUCGGACACGGAGGGGUUCGACGGCUCGGGAUAUUUCUGCUGCCAGAAGCCGUGCGGGAGGCCGCUGGAGUGCCAGGCGCACCGGUGCCUGCAGCCCUGCCACCGGCAGCCGUGCGCCCCGUGCCCCCGGGCGCCCGGGCGGGUCCGGGCCUGCCCCUGCGGCCAGACGCCGCUGGCCAAGCUGCUGGAGCUGGGCUACGCCGAGCGCCGCAGCUGCUCCGAGCCCAUCCCGUCCUGCGGGAAGACCUGCAGCAAACCGCUGCCCUGCGGCUCCAGCGACACCAUCCACCUCUGCGAGAGUCUGUGCCAUGAGGGCGGCUGCGGGCCCUGCUCGCUGACCUCCACUAUCAGGUGUCGCUGUGGCUCCAACACCAAGGAGGUCCCGUGUGCCAAAAUCCAAAAAGAAGACCAGCUGGUGUUCACCUGCGAGCGGCGGUGCAACAAGAAGCGCUCCUGCGGGCGCCACAAAUGUGGCGAGCUGUGCUGCGUGAAUUCGGAGCACAAGUGCCCCCUGAUCUGCGGUUACAAGCUGGGCUGCGGCCUCCACCGCUGCCAGGAGCCCUGUCACCGUGGAAACUGCGAGCCCUGCUGGCAGUCCAGUUUCGACGAGCUGACGUGUCACUGCGGCGUGUCCGUUCUCUACCCCCCCGUCUCCUGCGGCACCAAGCCGCCCGAGUGCAAAAACCUGUGCACACGCAGACACGAGUGCGACCACCCGGUGUUCCACAACUGCCACAGCGAGGACAAGUGCCCCCCCUGCACAUACCUCACCCAGAAGUGGUGCAUGGGGAAGCAUGAGCAACGCAGCAACAUCCCGUGUCACCUGCAGGACAUUUCCUGCGGCCUGACCUGCAACAAAGUCCUCCCCUGUGAGAUGCACCGCUGCAGGCGGCUGUGCCACCGGGGGGAGUGCCUGCCGGAGGGCGGCUGCCUGCAGCCCUGCACGCUGCCCCGCCCAGACUGCGGCCACCCGUGCUCCGCCCCCUGUCACCGAGGCAACUGCCCGCCCACCUCCUGCUCCGCCAAGGUGGCGCUGCAGUGUGGCUGCGGGCGGAGGAAGGAGACGGUCGCCUGCACAGAGGCAGCCAGUUCCUAUCAGAGGUACGCGGCCAUCGCCAUGGCGAGCAAGCUGUCGGACAUGCAGCUGGGCGACUCCAUGGACAUCGGCCCGCUCCUCACCAAGAAGGAGCUCAAACAGGCCAGGCUGGAGUGUGACCAGGAGUGCGCCACUUUGGAGAGGAACCGGCGGCUGGCGGAGGCUUUGCAGAUCGACUCCUCCUCCGACCCCUUCAACGUGCGCUCCACCUCCAUUUACAGCGACAGCCUCAAAGAGGACGCCAGAAAAGACCCGAAGUUCGUCACGGAGGUCGAAGAGGAGCUCAGGAACCUCGUUGAGCUCGUCAAUAAGGGGAAGCAGCUGAAGAGGAGCCACUGUUUCCCGCCCAUGAACCGGGAGCACCGCAAAAUCAUCCACGAGCUGUCGGAGGUCUACGGCGUGGAGAGCGUGAGCUACGACAGCGAGCCCAAGCGCAACGUGGUCCUCACCGCCCACAGGGGGAAGUCGGCCUGUCCAAACUCCAGCCUGACAUCCCUGAUAGAGCGGGAGACGGUGGCCAGGGCGCCCCCCCCCAUCGCCCACAUCAAACAGUUCAGCAGCAAGGCCGAGAGUGGAAACACCUGGUCCAAGAUGGUGAAAGAGGAGCCUGUGAUAGAUUAUUUUGAUGUCCAGGACUGAGACGAGAUUCGGCCGGGAAACCAAAAGGAAACGGCAGGAUCUCCUCUCUCAGUUCAUCACAGACGCGAUGAUUCCUCUGGCUGCAUAAUCAAAUAGUUUUAUUUUUGGAAGUGUCUCUUUGGUUGGGCAGAUCUCCCGAGACCAACCCACCCAAAUGUGACGGGAGUCAAACGUCCACUCGAAUCUCUCUGAAAGUCCAUCAAGACUCGCACACAUUUUCAGGCUGGUCGUGUCCAAAGCUGCUUUCUCUCCUCUGCUUCCCAUGUUUGCAGUUUAAUAAAAAACCUUCAUUCUUUAUUGAGGGACUGCCUGCGUUUGUUGGUUUUAAGGUAUCGCUUUUGGAACGCGCUCGGUGCUCUCUGCGGUUUAAGGUCCUGAAAAAGUAUGUCAGGCCGUUUUUUGAGGGCCGGAUCCGUGUUGUUUCUGCUGGUGCGGAGCCAGGGCUCCGGCGGUGAGCCGACGGGAGUCCGUGGGCGGGGAGAGGUGGGCUGCACUGCGGAGAGAAAAGCUUUGUUUGGAACUCAGCUCUGACCCAAAUCCCGGGCUGUCAUCUCUGAAAACUCUUCCCCAGAAAGAGCGGAAAGUGUUUCCAGGUCAGCCUGAGCUGCAGUUCUGAAGCUUGUUUUGGAGAACUCAAAAGCCCUGCAGGGCCCAGUGAUGGGUCUAAACCUUCCUAUGUCCCAGCACAUGCCUGCUACGUGGAAAUGGAUGUAAGGAUUUAAGCUAACGGUGGGUCAUGUUAAAGUGUAGAUCUGCUUUACAUUUUAAGGCAAAAAUUCUACAUCCAGACCCAUUCGUUUUCUAGUCUCCACCGUUUCCGGAAGUCUGAUCUGGGCCCUUCAUCCUCCACCGUGUGACGAUGGUGAUCUGAAAGGAAGAGGACUCGCCUGGACGAAGGAGAGCCAACUCAGACAGAGAAAAAUCACAAACCUGGUAGUUUGUUUAAUGUAAUUUGCACAAGAACAGCCUUUAUUAGCCUUUAUAGCUCCAGCUAAAACUUAGCCUCCCUUUACAAGAUUAGCCAAAAGCCUAUAUCUUCUUUCCCACCCAGUUUCUACGUCUUUCUACAUUUUAUUUUUUGUGCCUUGAAUGGAGAAGUUGAAGCUGUUUAUUUAGCUCAAAAUACAUUAAAACACACAGAUCUUGUAAGGCUUUACAAGACUAUUCGACACGUGAAUCUGAUUUGUAAUUAGCUCUCUUGACUCUUGAUUUAAAAUGUUUCAUAAACACACAUGACUCAGUAUUUGAGGAUAAAAUUGCCAGUUGAGUACUUUUCUUUUGCUCUCCAGUGGGAUCUGAGAUCUCAGCUUAUUGAGUACCGACUCUCUCACUCCACAAUUUUAUGCUCCAAGUACCGUCAAGUAAGUACUGCAGAUAUAAAAGAAAAAGAAAAGACAUGGAGGGUCGAAGUGGAGGCGAGUGGGUCACUCCACCCCCUGAAAUGAUUUGCUUGAGCAGAGGUGUAAUUUGAUGGUGGGGAAAAAAGGAGCUGCUGUUCUUUGUCUUUGUCCCUUUGACCGAAGCCCAUUUCAGACAUUUCAUACAAACCUCAGGAAGAGACGACUGGACAAAAUGGGCACCGGGCGCCUCCUUUAAAAUGUCCAUGUUUGUUUCUUGUUUUCGGUUAUUUGUAUUUAAUCCAUUCUCAUUUAGCAAAUGCUGUUUUUUAAAAGAUAAAACAGUAAUCUAAG